AUGAUGAUUUGUGCCCCAAUGACGAAAAAUAGUAAGCCGGACAAUAAGGGAACCAACUUGAAGAAUAAGAAGAACGUCCACAAGGAGAGUCGCACGAACGAUGGCGACGAGGACGAGGAAGACGAUGAUAAUGAGAGCAAAAGUCGCAACAAAAAUGAUCGCAACAAUGAUAGCAACAUCUACAGCAACGAAAUUGGUAGGUGUCAACUAGACGAAAAGAGCAACACUCUCACCGUCGUGGGGAAAGGGAAAAGGGAACCAAAGAGUAAAUGUGACGACGGGAAAGAAUCCAAGGGGAGUAGCACGUGCGGGGGAGGCACCCCUAGUGGAACUGUCAGCGGCACGAGUAGCGCAAUUGGAAGCGCAAUCGGAAGCGCAAUCGGGAACGAAAUCGGAAACGCUAACGGAACCGCCAAAGGUGUGCAGAAGGCAAAUGCGCAUAACCAAAAGGCAAGGAAAAAAAAAAAAGAAAUGAACAAGGAAAAUAAAAAAACUAACGCCAAAAUAGACGCACCCAAGGAAAAAAACAGAACGACGGAUGUCACUAACACAAACAGCAACGAACAUGCGAAAGAUAAAAUGAAUGGCCACAAGAAUGGUGCCAAGGAGAUCAAUGGUAAUGAAGAAAACGGCACACAUAGCAACAGCGCCGCUGAAGGGAAGAUAACGAUCAGUACCUUCACACAAGGGGAGAACAACGAGAAGAAGAAAAACACCACGGAACAAAAGAACAAGGCGAAUUCUAAGAAGGCCGCGAAGAAAAACAAACAGAAGAGCGAGAACUACCUGCAGAACACCUGGGUGUUCUUAUUCGACAAGGAAAACAGGAAGUACUACGAGCAGUUCGUGAACGGGCUGGUCUCCCUCGAAACGUUUAACACGAUUGAGAAGUUUUACAAGAACUACAAAUACAUGAAAUCCCCAUCGUCCAUCAAGGAGUAUUACAAUAUCUACCUCUUUAAGCACAACUACAAGCCGAUUUACGAGGAAUACUCGAACGGAUUCAUUUGCAUCAUAAAAAACGAUCACUGCUUUAGGGACAACGUUGCCGAUUUGAUUUGGGAAAAAAUGGUCCUCCUGGCCAUCGGAGAAGAAUUCAAUUUGGUCGACCUCUCAGGAAUACAAGUGUGCAUAAGAGAAAACGAAAUUUUUUUCAAAAUAUGGAUGAAGAACUACUCAAACUAUAUAAAGAACAUUCUAAUGAAACGAGUAAGCGAAUUGCUGGACCUGCCACCGGACACCUCCAUAAUAACCAAGAUUCUCUCCCAGUACAGUAAUGGGUACCCGGAUUUUAUGUAUGACUAUAAUAUGGGGUACCCCAUGGAAGGCUUUCCUAACAAUGGAAUAAACAACGAAAUGCAUGGAGAAAAGAAUUUUGGCAGUAAUCAACUAAACGGAGUAGACAAUGCCGAAAGGAGAAAUAAAUUUGAUUAUGUAAUGAAGAACAGAGAUUAUAGGAAGCAUUUUUUCUAUCCAAAUAAUACGAAUGAACAUUUUGAAAAUAGCAGAAACAGCACGUGUAUAUAG
Messenger RNA from Plasmodium inui San Antonio 1, 1527 nucleotides. RefSeq lists its product as hypothetical. Gene Ontology annotation, cellular component: eukaryotic translation initiation factor 4F complex. The coding region runs from base 1 to 1527 and encodes 508 amino acids. Lineage: Eukaryota; Apicomplexa; Aconoidasida; Haemosporida; Plasmodiidae. The record is from RefSeq and is a predicted model, not a curated record. Gene Ontology annotation, molecular function: translation initiation factor activity; RNA 7-methylguanosine cap binding. Gene Ontology annotation, biological process: translational initiation. The transcript has 8 exons.